CGUUCCCUUCUUCCUCCCAUUAAAUUUUCUCUCGUAAUUAAAUUUGACAGGCAUGGGUUCUUCCGUCGGUGCCACUAUUUUCUACUGCGUCGCAUUGUCCAUGGUCAUCGUGAUGACCCAAUUGCCCCCCACCGAAGCAGACUCUGUAGCAGCGGCAGAGUUCGCGUCCUCCGACCUGAAGGCGGACAAGUUGACCUCGCGCAAGCUGAUGGGCGCCGCUAACGCGCCGGCGCCGGCGCCGCUAGGGAUGUGCCCAGUGCGGUUCGACGAGAUGAAGGGGCCAUUCACCGAGCUAGGAAAGAAGUGCAAGGCGGCAUCGGUGACGGAGUGUUGCGACGCGUUCAAGGAGAUCGCGUGCCCACACAACACGCUGCUCAACGACCUCAACAAUGGGUGUGGGGACGAUAUGUUCUACUUCAUCCACACCUACGGCCGCCUGCCGCCCGGAACCAUCUUCAAGAAAUGUGUCGAGGGACCCUAUGGGAUGAAGUGCUGAGCUCGGUCCAUAUCACUCCAUUGUUGCUAGCUUUUGGCCUGAUUUGUACUCUACCUAACAACAAAUGACCCUUUCGCUGCCUUGCAAUGUAAUUAAGAACUGUGUAUAAUUAAACUUGCUUUUAUUACUUCAAAAUGCAUUGCACUACAAAAGGUUUAUUAUAA
Oryza sativa Japonica Group (Japanese rice) is the source of this 660-nucleotide messenger RNA. RefSeq names its product GPI-anchored protein LLG1. Lineage: Eukaryota; Viridiplantae; Streptophyta; Magnoliopsida; Poales; Poaceae. The record is from RefSeq and is a predicted model, not a curated record.